UCCACCUAACCAGCAGCAGUUAGCUGGUGCGCAUUCGCUCUUCGUUCCGCAGCCGGAUCAAUAAAACUGCUGCAUUUAUCAUGUUAGUCCUAACUGGUCGUGAGCAUGCAUCUGCUCAUUUUAAACCGGAUUCCUUCACCGCACUAACGGACUGACAUAACUCCCGGUGAGUUAGCGGUGUCUGCUCUGCUAGCGGCGAACCGAGCUGCUAACGGCCGAGCCGAGGCGAUGUUUGGGAGAUGGAUCUGAGGUGCUGUUCGGCCUGCUGGCUAAGAUGACGGGCCCACCGAGCCUGGCUGAUGCUCCUCUAUCAGCAGCAUGGGUACCAAGCACAGGCCGACCAAACAACCGUUUGCUCACGGACUUCUGAAUCCGAAGGUGAUUUGCAGACACAAUGGGAGCAUGGGCUCUUGUUCUGAUCUUACAAUGAGUCGGAGCGAACAUACUGGUGCGAGGCAUGUCCCCGUGGCCCUCACCCCCCAGCUACCUCUCAGAGCCCACCGGCCUCUCUGUGCGUCGGUCUCUUCUGACAGCAGCGGCCGCUUCAAGGCUCUGGAGACUCAGGAGUGGAAGAACAACCUCAAAGCUCAGAUGGAACUGGCCCACAGUGCAGGAGCUGCCAGCAGCACAGGAUCUCUGGAGCGAGCGUCUAUGUUCUGCGCCUCGGCAUCUACCACCAGCUCCAGCCUGCCCAGCCCUGCGGAGAUCAUCAACAAGGGUAAAUCCUCCAGCCGCUUCUCUCUGUUCUCUCCACCGUGGAAUAGCAGCUCAGAGUCGGACUCCAAUCCCCCGUCCCGCACAGGAUCCAAGAAGCUGCGCAACUACAGCAGGAGAGCUGCCACAGGACCAGCUGGGGCCAGGGCCCCUGAUGCACUGGAGCCCAAACGAAGCGGCCCUGAACACUUCCAGUACUCCGAACCGGUCAUUUCCAGAGUGACGGACUACAUUUAUGUGGGCAACCUGAAUGCAGCGUAUAAUGGGCGCACGCUGUGCCGCAACAACAUCGACAGCAUCAUUGACAUGAGCAGUAUGCCCGGAGAGCAAGCCCCCUCCCUCUGCCUCAUCCCCUGCACCUGCUCGCGUGGUUCCCGGCACAGCUGGUCCCGCCUCAAGGUGGACAUCGGAGACAUGCCCAACUCUCUGGAUGACCAUCCGGCUCUGAACCACUGCUGCUUCGAGGACAUCAACGAGUGCAUAAAUGCAUCCAUGGAGAAGAGGAAGCGUGUCCUAGUCCACUGUCGGGACGGGUUCUCUCUGGCACCCAUGUGUAUCAUACAAUACCUGAUGGUGAAGCAGAACAUGAGGUUAAUUGCUGCUUAUGAGCUGCUGAGGGCCAAAUACCCAGUCAACAUCAGAGAGUGUCACCAAAACGUUCUAGUGAGCCUGGAGAGAUCGCUGUGGCCCGGUGGUGAAGUUGACCCGGAGUGCUUCAAACAGGCCCUCUCCCGAAAAGUGGCCUGGACAUGAGAAGUCCCAGUGUGAUUUGCUGUACCUUUAUUUUUUAUUUCCACUAAGAUCUUCUUUUCGUUCAUUUUUUCCUUUUCUAAUGUUUAAAUCUUUAAAUUUAGUUCUGAAUUCUUCUCUUUUUCGAAGAGAACAAACUUAAGCCUGUGCGGCGUACACAGGUUCCUGACUGGGCCGUGUUUUUGUUGUUGUCGCUUUAAGGGGUUUUUGUUUACUGUUUGAGUUCUGUUUGUACUUUUGUGCUGUUUUUAUAUAUCAGGGCAACUUUUCAGUGGGCUAUCUCAGGAGAGUGUUGAUGUCAAAGUGAUGCAGCAUAGAGGUUUCUCUUCAGCGAUGAUCACAAAUGGUUUCCAGGGUGGAAGUCAAGGCUGAGUUAUUUGCACUCCAUGCAACAAAGUAAAUUAGGGCAGAUUUUGAUUCACUUUUGCAUCUAAGGAGAUGAAUUUUAGGUGUGCUAGCGGUUGAGCCAUUUGAGUUCAUUUCUAUUAGAGUUUUUUGGCAAACACUCCACUCCAGGUGACUUGUUUCUGUCAGCCAGCUCUGUCUUUUAAGAUUUAAGUUUUGGUCCAUCAGUUUUAAGAGCUUAGUAAAGGGAACAUAUGGUCUGUUGUUACGGAGGAUUAUCACAAAUUCUACGUCCAAUGUGUUCUAUUUGUUCUAGUUAACAUACUACAUUGAUUAAAAAAAUAAUGGAAUUAAUUUUGAUCAGUUGUUGCAAGUAAAAAAAUUGGUUUUGUAAAUUAAAGUAAAAAAAAAUAAAAAAAAAAUUUGAAAAGUAAAAUCUGACUAAACUGCAGGUUUACUCUCCAAACCUUUUUUCAGUAAGAAUAUUCUUUUCAAUUUUUUUUCUUUUUCUUUUUUAAUACUCAUUUAUAUACGUGCUCUUGCCUGCAACAAUAAUGGAAUAAAAUCCACUCCAUAAAGCUUUUUUGAGCAACUAGAGUCAGAGUAGUUCUUGCCAUGGUCAUGUUGUCCUGACUGGUUUAUUUUAUAGCUGGACUUAGUAGUUAUGGAUGUCAUGUAAAUUGUUUGGAGGUAUAAUGGAGGAUGAUCUCUCUCCGGGGGGAUCAUCAAAAUAAGUGGUCCUCGUAAAUGUCAGUCAUUUUCGUGAUAUGUUCACGUAAGGCCGUCCUACGUGCUCGUCCCCAUUUUCCCUUACCGGUGGUGAAUCUGACAUAGUGGAAAAACUGCAAAUCUUAUUUUGGAAAGUAAGUUUGCAUGAGCGAUGCAAACAGCAACUUUUAAACAGAGCAUGCACAAGGAGAAAUAGGCUCUUGUACGAGUUUAAUAGGCGUUCCCUCUCGGGAGCGGGUACAGGGAUGUGACUGUGCUUUUUUUUAAAGUGGAGAGGGCGGGUCUUUUCAAAAAUUUGCGGAAAUCCUCCACUAUACCUUUAACUCAAAUCUGUUUAAUUGGUGGGUUACGCAGUGUAAGUGGCAAGAAAAACAGAGCGUAGCAACCCUGUUAUGUACUGAGAAAAUCAUCCAGUUUUUGUUUGUAAACAAAAGCGACUUCACAUCAGGACCGUUCUCACGAAGACUCUUAAGACAAAUAGUGGUAUCAUUUCGGAACAAUAUUUAAGAUUCCUCAGAUUCUAAGAUUUUAACAGUUUUUAUUCACAAAACACCCUAAACCUUAAGACAGCUGCUUAAAUGUUCGCAGUAGUGAGGAGGACUUUUAGGGAGACUAGGAACAUUUUAAUGGCUGAUCCACAAAAACAGUAAAAUUAUGAAUAAAAUAAAUUAAAAUAAAUGUUUUAGUUUCAAAUACAUAUAAUCUUUAAUAAUCACACAAUUUGAUAGUUUCAGCUGCUGGGGGGGUUAAAAAGGGCACCUCUAGUUUGGUCAUUAUAUUUUUAAAAACAAACGUGGAAAAUUGUACAGAGAAUGUAGCAAAGAGUGAAUUAAAUAUUAGUUGGAGACUUUUAAACAUGUUUAAAGAAUUGGAAAAAGUAACAUAGGAGGAACAUAGGAGGAAUUGUUUUUGGAUUCAGAGUAGACCUUUGUAAGCGAGGUUCUCUGCUGCCAUCUGCUGGCAUUUGAUUGCAGCACAUUUCUCACAUUUCAGGCUGCUGCUGACAGUAGAGAUGAUACACAUUGAUCCACUCCUCAGUGCUCUCUUAGAUCUGCCUCUCUUUACUCUAAUCCCAGGACUGAUGUUCCUUUCAACACUAUAAUCUCAACUAUGCCAGUUUUUCGUCAAAUGAAUAAGGGACAUUGUACUGCUUUUUUUUUUUAACUACUUGCAUUUUUCAAAACUAUUGAAAAUAUGAAGAAAAUGAUUUAAGAAUGGUAGAUUGGACUUUUUUGUUAUAAAUAAACUAAGAACUAAAAUAAACUUUUUAGUUCUCUGAAGCGUGUUAAAAAUUGUCCCAUGUCCUCAUGAACCUAAUAUUGUGUAUUAUCUCACCUUCAGGGUAUAAUACUUGAAAAUAUUUGAUUUCCAACCAGCUUCAAGGAUCAAACAUACUUUUGAGUAUACUGCAGUAAUCCACAGGGAAAUGCACAUCUUUUGCAGUUUUUUUGAUGUCUAAAUGUAGAAGAUGAAAAAAAAUUUUUUUUGUCUAUAACUGUGCUUUAAUCAUAAUCUACAAACAUUCCAAACUGAUUUAUCUAUACGGAGAUCAUUGGCUUCCCCCUUUUCUUUUUUUUUUGACCCAAAAUCUCCAAUUCACAGACAUAUUGUUAGAUCAUUUUAGCAUUAAAACCUCUCUAAAAUCCUGUCCUCCUUGUUAAAAGCUAAACUUUGUUAUAGCAAAGUCUCAACUUAAUUAGGCAGUUCCAUGUUUGUUCACUAAAACACUUCUGUGCAUGUAGUUUGAAUUUAUCUUGUCCUUAAAAAUUUGAUUUCCAGAUCUAUCAAAUGUAGAGGUUAUUUUAUUUUUAAUUGAUGUAGAUAAUCUCAGCAGGACACAGAUUAGCAGUAGACGAUCUGUGUGCUGUAAGGUAGUCAACUAUGUACUUCAUUUUUUUUUAUUUUUAUAAGAACAACAAAACAAAUCAUAAUGUUCAUUUUGCUUAAGAAGUUUUCCAAAGUUUUAUUUCUGGAUUGCUUUUUUUUUUUUUAAAUUUCCAUUUACAAAACCUCAUUUUUACUGACAACAAUUGAAGAAAAUCCACUCUAAUCAACCAGUGCUACUAAUUUGCAGGAUGUUAUUGACGCCAUGGCAAAAAAAUUUGGUUGUAUUAUUCUAAUACAUAUUUUAACAUAUAUUACUUUCACUUGUUAAAACCGUCAUUAGGAUCCAAAAUAUUUUUGCCCUUUCAUCCCUCUCACUCAGUUGCUAAACUGCUCAGUCAUUAUUUAUUGGCUUGCCAUUUUUUCUCAAAUCUAAAAGGGGAAUGCAGCUUCAGGCUAGAGAAUUGCUUUAAUUGACAACAGGUAAUUAACUUAAUUUACCUAAGUCUUUUUUUUCUUACAGUGGUUUAACUUUUAUAUUUGUAUUAGAUAAACCUGAUUGAGCUGCAUUCUCCUCUUAGAGUGCACCAGAUUAUGAAUCUUGGUUUAUCAAAGUAGGCAUGCAACCUUUUGUUUUAACAGUUUUUUUAACUAUAGUUAAAGGAAAAUGAAAAAGCCUGGACAGGAAAUUCUCUUAUCUGCGACUGGUGAUGUUUGGGAAGAACUGACCUUUACCUCUUUUUUCUGCUGACCUAUUCACAUGCAUUCUGACUGUUUCUGUUGUGGACCAGCCAACAAUGACUGAUCAUACCUGCCAUUAAAAUCCAUCCCAGUUCCUUCCAACGUCCUGGAGCGAAUAAGCAUGAUAGUUUUCUCAGAGUGAGUCAUUGCUUGAGUUAUGAACUGGUCUGCUGAUUUAGCAUCACAGAUACUUUAAAUUGAGAAUGUGAAUUUAAUUGUUGCAACAUGAUGUGAAAAACUUGAAGGGGCAGGAUAUUUCAAUGUCUGUGAACUGAAUGAUGAUCUAAUGAUCUAAAAUCCAAUUAAGGUGUAAUGUGAGUCAGUAAACUGUUUCCUGAGCUUUCCCUUCUUGGUUUAAAGCAGAGGUCUCCGAUAUGGGUGCUGCUGCCUCCUAGUGUUUCACGGAGGUACUGCAGGGUUUUUUCUGUGAAUACCCUUCCUCCCCCGGUGGUUUAGGAAAAAAAUAAGUUUUACUUUGUGUCCCAAAAGCAUCAGACAUUUAUGAUCUUGCCUAAACUAACAAAAUAUUUUUACUUUCACACAAACACCAAAGGUUUACAUUAAGAUCUGAUUAGCUUAACUGCAGUUAUUCUUGAUACAUAGUGCAGGUUUUUCAGGCUGAAAUUAGUUCUUAAACUCUCUGGGCCUCUAUUUGAUGUCAUGACUAGUUAUUAUGUAGGUUAGAUUCCAGCCUUCUGUUGUUGAUGUGCCUCUGGGCAAGGCACUCAGCCAGGGCUGAAACAAUCAGAUUAAUCGUGAUUAAUCAAUUAUUGAAAUAAUCAUCAACUAAUUUAGUAAUCGAUUUAUCAUGUAGAGACAUGCCUUUAGCGGACAGGGAAACCCACUUAGAGCAGUAAUUAUGCCAAGUUUGAAAAAAAUAUAUAUCUAUUUUGCAUUUAAGAUGAAAAAAGUUAUACAACUGCUCUAUCCAGAGCUCCUUCAGUGGAAAAGUUUUAGUUUAAUCUGGUUUAACUUUGCAAAAAUCUUCUUUAAAGAACCUUUGGCUAUCUGAUUAUUUAUCGAUUAAUCAGGAAAAUAAUCAACAGCUUAAUUGAUCCGAAAAAUAAUCAUUAGUUGCAGCCCUACACUCAACCCCCAGUCAGCAUACUAGUGUAUGUAUGUAUGUGUGCAAGAUAACUGGUGUGACUGUGGCCUGUGAAAGUCUCUUUGACAGGUCAGAAUUUUUAAGAAAAUGCUAUAUAAAUUUACUCCAUGUUUUUGUUAAAGCUCUGCUUUAAAUGGAAGCAGUCAUUUGGACUAAUUGCUUUAAUUUAAAUUUAACCACCGGUAAACGGUUUGAAAUCAAUACUUAAGGAAGAUACGUAUGUGAAAUUUAAAUACGUAAAAAAAAUAAAAUAAAGCCCUAACAAAUAUAAGCAAUAAUAUAGUCCUAUAAUCCCAUGAAACACAUGAUUUAUUUCACUGAUAGUGGAUCAAACUAAAAACAAUAACAAAAUCCAUCGAAUCAUUUAAAGCAGAUAAGGAAAGAUAUUGAGCUUGAACAAUAAACAGCAUUCUUAUCAACCCAAAUCUGUUCACUCAUUAUAAACCCUUUUUUUCAAUCUUCGGAAUAAAAAUCUAACAUUUAUCUUAAAAAAAGAUGUAAGCUAUAAGUGACUGCUGUUGAGCUCUGGGGUUCUAUAUGAGUGCUUCCUACUUUUCGCUGUUCAUUUGCAAUCACUGAGCACACAUCUGGUGACACUGGGUAAAACAAUGUUUGUUUUUUUUUAUAAAUCAAGAAUUGAACUGUAACAGUGUUGUAUGAAUAACUCAUCAGACUGUUUAGCUUCAGAUAUGACAUCAUCAUGUGGAACUGACUUCCUGUUUGAGAGAGAUAUGGCUGACAGUGACGGGUUUGCGUUGUCGAGAAGAAGGCUAAACACAGAUGAAUUGGUCAUAUUUGCAGCAUUAAUUGCCAUUCUGGUUUGAAAUGACAAGGAAAUCCUUAGUUAAAUAAAUAAAAAUAUUUUAAAAUGAAAUAUACCUCUAUAAUAAUGCCCGUCUGUUAGCUUUGGACAUUAUUUGGUAUGAACGUAUGUUCCUGGCAUUAAUCAAGGGAAGAUUGUAUUUGCUCUGAACAACAAAAAAUAAGCUUUUUUGUUAAUUUUUUUGUGAUAUUUCUGAGUUACAGUCCAUUUUGGUCGGAGUUUAUGAAUCAUUACAACUUGUGUGUGGUUUUUUUGUUUUUGUUUUUUUUGGUUAAUCCUUUUAAUUACAGGUGUACGUUACACCUGUGUAAUGAAUUUAAGACUGAACCAUGAUGGCUGCAUCUUACAUGAAAGCAAAAUAUUUUGUGAUUUGCUUUAUUUGAUUGUGCUGGAGUCCUAAUAUUUUGUAUUUGCUCAAUGUGGUACCUAUCAAACCGAAUCCCUCUCAGUACAUCUGUCAUGUGAAACUAAUGGAGUGAGUGGAAGUGCGCCUUUAUUCAGCGUGUUUUGACCCCAUGUGGUGGCAUUUGCACAAUUUGUAUAAAUCUAAGCUCUUGAUAUCCUGUACAGAAACAAUAUUUCUGGAUGUUUUAUAUUGAUUCAAGGUAUGCAUGUUACAUUUGAGUGAUGUGGUUUUUUGCCGUUCUAAUUAUUGGUUGUGAAAGCCAAGAAAAAGAGCAGAUGUUGAAAUGCUCUAUAAUCAGCAGUGCUGUUUGUGUCUUCUUGUUGUAAAUUAUCCACAUCAGUCAAAAGCUAAUUUGUUAUCUCAGGUGAUUUCUUAUUGGGCCACAAUGUUUUCAGUCAAUAUACUGAUUUAAAAUGUGAAACUUUUUUGUUUUCUUAAGUUGUUUUUGAUUUGUAUUGAUAAAACAAUAAAAAGUUGUUUUUCGUUCGCUGA
Messenger RNA from Cyprinodon variegatus (sheepshead minnow), 7929 nucleotides. RefSeq lists its product as uncharacterized. Gene Ontology annotation, cellular component: cytoplasm. The transcript has 3 exons. The record is from RefSeq and is a predicted model, not a curated record. Gene Ontology annotation, molecular function: protein tyrosine/threonine phosphatase activity; MAP kinase tyrosine/serine/threonine phosphatase activity. Gene Ontology annotation, biological process: negative regulation of MAPK cascade; protein dephosphorylation. NCBI's taxonomy places the organism in Eukaryota, Metazoa, Chordata, Actinopteri, Cyprinodontiformes, Cyprinodontidae. Bases 319 to 1467 code for a protein of 382 amino acids.